AUCGUAUUUUUUAAAUAUUUUUCAUUUUUUGUCCUCAUAUGAUGAAUUUCACCGAGUGUUCAAACAAUUUAAACUUACAAAAAUUUCAUUAAAAAAUUCUAUUAAUAUGCCAGAUCUAUGAACGGAAGAGAACUACUUAAACUUUUAGUUUUGUUUUCCGUUUGUGGCUUUGGGAUCUGUGGAAAAAGAAACCAAAUUUGGUUUGAAGUAAUGAACAAGUUACUUAUUUGAAAUCCUAGAUAGCAGCUGAAAAGUGUAGCUAUUCAAGAAUAUUUUUUUGAAUUUUUUUAUAUGCUAAAUUCAGUUCAAGUUAGAGAAGUGAUAUUUUUUUCUUUCUAAGUUAAAUAAAUUCUGUUGACAAUGGAAAGAGAAGCACAUGGUUCAAAAAAUUUGUUCAAUCUUGAGGAUGAAAUUCCCUGGGUGACUUCUGGACUUUAUUAUCCUAAAGAAGAAGAAUGUCAAGCUAAAAAGAGUAAUCAUUCUUAUAUGCCUGAGGGAAUGAAAAAGCAUCAGUGUCGUCGACAAAGUGAACCAGUUGUUUCAAAAAUUUUAGAAGCUUGUAGCCCCAGAUUGAUGCAUCAGAAUAAAUUUGCUUUAUACUCUGGAACAAAUGAUGAAUUUGAAAGCAUUUCAUAUUUGCCUAAAGGGACUAUGAAACAAACUUUCAUGCAUACACAAUCUGCAGAAAAUUCACCACAAAUAAGAAGGCGUUACAAAAGUUCUGAGAAAUGCUUUAUAGUAAAUUUAUAUAUAGAAGCAAAAGCUUUCCAUCUUGGACCAUUUGCAUUUGAAAUUUAUCCUAAAAUGAAUGUAGGACUUCUAAAAUUAAAGGUCGAAAAAGAACUGGAGAUACCAACUUCAUUUCAAAAAUGGAUAUUGAACAAAUCAUUGGCAAUUGAUAAUGACUUAUUACUUAUGGAUUAUGAUGUUGUUCCUGGUUCUCCAAUAUUUUUAUAUGUAGAUUCAAACUUUGAAAAAAGUAUUGACCUAGAUAGAUUAUAUUCCCUUGUUAAAGUUUCUGCAAAUAAAAGUACUCACAGAAAUGUUGAUGUUUGCCAUAAUACUUUCAAGCAGUAUCCUGUUAAAACUAGCACCCCUGAAAACAGUGAGAGAGUGGCUUCUGGAAAGAAACCAGAUCCACAUAUUAUGAUUAAAAAUCUACCAAAGAAAAAGUGUGAAAAAUUAGAUUUUGAAGAACGUGAAAGAAGAAAAAAGAAAUUACCUGAGCAUGUAUUUGAAAAUUGUUCGCAAAAGUCAAACUCUGCAGAGAUGGAUUCUGAGAAUAUCUUUCCAACACAAGAUGUGACUGUAUCAUAUCAGAAAAAUUCUGCUAGCACUAACAAGAGACCAUUUAAACCAGUAUUUUCAAAAGUAAAAGAAAGCCAUACCUUAUUAAAUAAUGUAAUUUCAGGCAAUGCCUGCUGUUCUACUAAAACUGAUGAUACAGGCAUUUCAAAAAUUAGCACAGAAAAUACUUCCAACAAAUACCAUUCAGACUGUUCUGUUGCCAAAGAUGUAUUUAAAUCACAAAUACAAAUAGAAGGAGAAAAAAUGAAUUUUUGUUCAAAUGUGGAAAACAGCAAUCGAUCUAUGAAGGAUUUAACUGUUAUAUUAGACAGAAAAAAUUUUGAAUCUAAAAAACAUGUUGUAUGUGAUUUAGAGGAAUCUGUUCCUUCAUCUAGCCUAAAUUAUAAAAUCCCAUCAUCAAAAUUUGGACAAAAUUCGAUUUUGGAAAAAGUGCGUAUGAAGCAAAAAAUUAAAUUAAAAAAAGAAAAUGAAAAUUUGUGUAUUGUAGAAAAUAUUCAAAAUAUUGUAUCAGAAGUUAAGGCCAUUGAAAAUUCUAUGCAACCAAUGGUUGAUGUAAAUGCAUCUCAAAGUGACAAAAAUGAAAAUGGAAAUUUGUGUAUUGUAGAAAAUAUUCAAAAUAUUGUAUCAGGAGAUACGGCCAUUGAAAAUUGUAUACAACCAAAGGUUGAUGUAAAUGCAUCUCAAAAUGACAUUUUGCCUCAAAGCAAUCUUCAAUCUGAGUGUGGUAAUAGUUCUCAUGAUUUUUUUGGGAAAAUUCCUUCUGAAAUAGGGAAUAUUGAAAAUAAUCAAGAAAGGAGUACAAUUUUACCAGGUCUUAAUGAGGAAGAAAGACCAGAUUGUGCAGAAAUUCCUAUGAAGGAUUCUGAAACAGAAGAUAUAAUAAAUGAAGAAAAACACGAACUUACAGAAAUUUCUACAAAAGAUUUGAAAGCAGAAAAUUUAACUGAUUCUGCAAAGGCACAAAAUAUCGAAAGUAUUGAUAAAGAUGCUUUUAGAGAAUCAGAGAUAACUGAAAUAUGCAUUGUAAAUAAUACUGAUAAAUCUUCUUCUGAAAUUCAUGGUGAAUACUCUAAUUCAACUAAGAAUAUUACUGACUCAUCAAGUUCAAGCAACAAUAGACAGGAAGUGCAAGAAAAAGAAAAUGAAGUAACCAAAAAGUGUGCUGAAGAUUAUGAACAUAUGUUGAAAAUGGAAAAUUUAAAUCUUGUAAGAAAUGUUGUAAAUUUCACAUGCCCAGUCUGUUUUGGAGAUUUUGAAAGUGAUCAGGGUGUUGUGUUACAUGAAUGCCUGCAUACAUUCUGCAUUGACUGUUUAGCAAGAACUAUAGACUAUGCAGAAGAAGUAUUAGUUAAAUGCCCAUAUAGGGAUGAUGAAUAUUCUUGUCAAAGUUUCUUGCAACAGCGUGAAAUAAAGGCACUGGUCUCCCCUGAGAUUUAUGAAAGAUAUCUUCAACGAAGUAUAAUAACUGCUGAAAGUCUUGCUGAGAAAAGCUUUCACUGCAAAACUCCAGAUUGUCCUGGCUGGUGUAUGUUUGAUGACAACAUUAAUGUCUUUCUUUGUCCUGUUUGUUUCCAUUACAACUGUUUAAAUUGCAGAACAAUACACGAAGGAUUGAAUUGCAGACAAUAUCAAGACAAGUUACAAUCUCAGAAGAAAUUAGAUCCUGAUUCUGAAAAGACUCUUGAAUUUCUCAAUAAAAUGAUUGAAGCUGGAAAAGCAUUGAAAUGUCCAAAGUGUGAUCUUAUAUUAAUGAAAAAAUGGGGAUGUGAUUGGCUCAAAUGUGCAGUUUGUCUUACAGAAAUAUGUUGGAUUACAAAAGGCCCAAGAUGGGGUCCUGGUGGACAAGGUGAUACUAGUGGAGGCUGUAGAUGUGGUGUUAAUGGUAUUAAAUGUCAUCCAUCAUGUACUUAUUGUCACUGAGAGUUACACUUUUUCAAGUUACUACAGAGAAGAUAUUAUUUUUAAAUAUAAAAUAAGACAAAAAAUUUUGGAGAACAAAUAUGAUUAAUCAUCAAUUUUUUACAUUUUCUGGAACAGCUUUCAUUUGGCAUCCCUGUUAGCUCAAAAUGCGCAACAUUGUUUGACAUUCAGAUUAUUAAGCAACAUGGGGGAUUUACCUUACCAUAUCUUUUGUUACAGGAUGAGAAUAAUUCUAAGUUAUAAAAAAAGUAGUUGUUGCUUUUUGCUGUUGAUUAAUUGAGUGCAUUUAUAUUAUUUAGCAUUAUAAAAAUAUAUCUAUCAGUAUAAAAUAUGUAUCAACAAAAAUGAAAAUAGUAUUAUCUUUCUUCUAUUUUGAUGUUGCUCAACGUGCUUUAUUAAGUAAAUAAUUUUAAAAGAGAGAAAAAUAGUAAAAACCAUGAAAUAUUGUAUUUUUAAAAAAAUGUUAAUUAUGAUAUUGCAUUUAAAUUACUUUCUAUAUUAAAGAAUAGUCCAUUUGUAUAAAAAAUGCACUAAAUGCACGAUCUGUGAUUAUAUUAUCAUUUGCUGUUUUUAAUCAGUUAUUAGCAUUUUAAUUUAAUAUCCAUGGAGCUUCUAUAUAAAUUAUUAAAUUUUUCUUUAUUUAUACAUUAAAGAAUAAUGCUUUUAUGCAUAAUACAUUGUUCAAUGGAAUUUACUGUCUCCAAAAUCUGUAACCUUAUUUGAAAUGAGCCAAGAUCUUUUGACAAGGCUGCGAUUUUUAUUGAUUUUUCAGAGGAAUCUGGCUUAAAAGAUUGACUUCCAUAACAGCGAUUUAUAUAAGCAAUUCUGUAAACUCAUCAUAUUUGUUAGGUAUAUUUGCUAUGUUCAUCAGUAUUUACAAUUUUUGUUACAUGAGUGAUUUGAUCAGCUUUUGUCAUUGUUCGUUUCUAGAUCAUUUUUUUCGAAAAGAAUAGUUGAAUUCUAUUUUUAUUAUUUGUUUUUAAUUCUGUUAAUUUCUAAAAUGUGAAAUAUUUGAAGUGGGUGGACAAAUUCAGCUAUUAUUAUUUCAGCUUAAUUCAGAAAUUACAGUACAUUUAUAUGUUUCAAUGUAAUAAUUUUUCUCCAGUUUAUUAGUUAAAGCAAGUUCAGAGAAACCUUGCCAAAUGUGGGCCUUACAUUGUUAAUAGAUUGCACAUGCUAUGUUCUACAAAUAAAACUUUCUGUUGGAAAAAAUUCAGAUUAUAAAAGCAAACAAGUCUGAAUGUUUUAAUUAAAAAGGAAAGAUGUAGGGAUUAAAAAAAAAUUCUGCUUAAUAGUAGUUUUGUUAUGUAAAUUAAUUUCUAAAAUUGGCAAUUUUUGCCUAAGACAUUGAUUGAAGACAAUUUUGCAUUAUUCUAUUUCUUAUAAAAUAUUCUCUUUUUUCUUCACUUGGGCCAAUAUUCAUUUUUUACAAGUACGUUUUUAUAUCUUUUUUAAAGAUUUGAAUAACUUCUUUUAAGUUAAAGGUGCUUUAUCUUCUUUAUUAUCCCUACUUUUACAGUUAGUUCCAGUUAAGAGAUCAUUCCUUCGUUGAUUUAUUCUUCUAUAAAUGAAAAUUUGCCAUCAGUAAUUGUUUUUGCAAUUUUUUUUUGUCUUCAUUUUUAGUAGUGUAUGUGAUCUGUGGUUUGUAGUGCACUAUGUAAGAAUGAAUGAAAGUUUAGCAAUAGAUAGUUGAAAUAGAAACAAUUACGAUAGUACGUAAGUGCAAAAUUUCCCUUUGCAAAUCUGCGUUGUGCAAGGAUUCAUUCUAUUACUGUUUAUAUAAUACUUGAAUUUUAUUAUAUACAAAUUGAGAUUUGGUUUACUUAUUUUUUGAAAAAAAUGGAUUUAUUUGGUAAUAUUAUUCAUUUUUUAAAAUAUGAUGCAUGUAUCUUUUUGAUUGUUGUGCAUUUUUAUGCUCUUUUAUUGAUAAAAAAAUUAGUUUGAUAUAAGUAUUGAUAUCAAAUCUUUUGAUAAUAGUUUUUAGGUAUGAUGAUAGUAUUAGAUAUUUUAUGCUGUGAAAUGUUUUUUGG
Messenger RNA from Argiope bruennichi, 5258 nucleotides. RefSeq lists its product as uncharacterized. Gene Ontology annotation, biological process: protein linear polyubiquitination; proteasome-mediated ubiquitin-dependent protein catabolic process. The record is from RefSeq and is a predicted model, not a curated record. Bases 361 to 3228 code for a protein of 955 amino acids. NCBI's taxonomy places the organism in Eukaryota, Metazoa, Arthropoda, Arachnida, Araneae, Araneidae. Gene Ontology annotation, cellular component: LUBAC complex. Gene Ontology annotation, molecular function: ubiquitin binding; ubiquitin-protein transferase activity. The transcript has 12 exons.